AUGGGGCCCAGCCGCAGAGAGGCAGAGAGACCAGAACUGAUGCUGGGGCAAGAGUGAGUGCUGGUCGGGACUCCAUAGGAGAGAAACGGAGAGAGCUGAAACAGGGAGAGAGCGUACGGGCAGAGGCGCAGACAGAAACCCAGAGUCAGAGAUGGCCAGAGACACAGAUACAACUUCAAAACUAGUUAAAAUUGGAGACUGAGGCAAGGAGAGGCGUAAUGACAGAGAGCUAAACAAGGAGAGAGACAAAGAUGGAUUUACAGGUGGAGAUGAAGAUGGAGUGGGGUAGAGACAGGGACAGGGCAGAGAGAUAAAACUCAGGGGAGAUAGAAUCAGAGAGAUGUCCAGGGAAUAGACCAAGGUCAGGGUCAAGGUGGCCGAAUGGGACAGAGCGUCAGAGACCUGAGCCCAAGGACAUGGGCAGAAAAAGGAAGGCUUGGAGAAAGCAGAGGUAGGAGGAUGUCAUUUCACACUGCUCAGACCCUAUAGGGUGGGUGAGCGCUCACAUGUACACACACGUGUGUGAACAUGCUGCAGGUGGGUGCAGAGUGAAGACCCUGGAGUACCCCUGGCCUCUGGUCCUCAUCUCUCUCGCCCAGUUCUCUACCCCAUCCCAACUCUCCAAGUGGUCUCUGCCCAGGGCCUGGAUCCCCCAUGCUGGGACUAGUUAGGGCUCUCUGGGAAGCCUGACCAAGGCAGGCAGGAUGUGGGGGUGGCUAGGGCUGGAGGGACAGGAAGGAAGUCUGAGCAGAGACAAUAGGUGGAAGGGGAGGAGGAACUGGGAAUGACCAGGAUUAGGAUGGCCAGCCUGUACCUCAGCUCUGGAAACCAGUGAGAGGGGGAUCUGCACCUCCUCCCUCCUCCUAUGCCACAGCUGCCCCUGUUCCCACCUUAUGCCACAGCGGGAUCAGGCCACAUCAUGGGCCCCCUCCUCCCCACCAUCCCCCUCCCUCUGCCCCUACAGGGUUCCAGCAUCUUGUCAUAUGCUUACUUAGUUGAGUGUGCAGUAAUGCAGAGGCAGAGCUUUGACCUAGACCCAGGGUGGGCAGGAGCUUGGGGGCCAACACUACCACUGACUUGCUGUGAGCCUGGGGCAAGCCUCUUCUCCUCUCUGGGCCUCAGUUUCCUCAUCUGCAAAUGAAGGGAUUCUCCUCUAAUGAGAAAGCCCUUUCUGAUGUUCUGGGAUGGCUCUGCCUCCAGAUAGCAGGCCUCUGGUCAUUUUUCUUUGGAGGAAGACUGGAGUCUGGUACCCCCUUUUCAGGCCUCAGACUUUGGGACAGGGAGGGGGAAUCUCAGCCUGAGCCCUCCCUUCACCUACCCCCUCCCCCCAGCAAUGGACUGAGCCCCCAUGGCUGCCCCUCAGGACCUGGACAUCGCUGUGUGGCUGGCCACGGUGCACCUGGAGCAGUAUGCAGACACGUUCCGGCAGCAUGGCCUGGCUACAGCAGGUGCAGCCCGGGGCCUGGGCCAUGAGGAGCUGAGGCAGUUGGGUAUCAGCGCCACAGGGCACCGGAAACGCAUUCUGCGGCUGCUGCAGGCGGGCGCUGCAGAGGGCGCCCCGGAUCCCCAACCGGAUAGUGCCAUGGAGCCAUCCCCCAGCUCAGCCCCCCAAGCCCAGCCCCCCAAGCCUGUGCCUAAGCCCAGGACGGUAUUUGGUGGGCUCAGUGGGCCCACCGCCACCCAGAGGCCUGGGUUGAGCCCAGCCCUCGGGAGACCAGAAGUGUCCAGGAGCCCAGAAUCCAGCCCAAGGUCCCCUCCUCUCCCCACCUCCUCCUCUGAGCAGCCUUCAGCCUUGAAUACUGUGGAGAUGAUGCCCAACGCCAUCUACUUUGGCCUGGACGUAAGAGGCAGGGCACAGACAGCUCAGGACAUGGCCCCAGCCAGCUCCCAGACAGCUGCCCCCACCCCUGCCCUCAGGCCCACAACAGGCACAGUGCACAUCAUGGAUCCUGGUUGCCUGUACUACGGUGUCCAGCCUGUGGGGGUCCCAGGGACCUCUGACAGAAGAGAAGGCAGAGGUGUCUGUCAGGACAGGGCUGAACACAGGCUCAGCAGGCAAGAUCUAGAGGCACGGGAAGACACUGGCUAUGCCAGCCUUGAGCUGCCCGGGGACUCCACCCUCUCGCUGCCCACCCUGGACACAGAGGAGACCAGUGAUGACCUCAUUUCACCCUAUGCCAGCUUCUCCUCCACGGCAGACCGCCCCAUGCCCCUGCUCAGUGGAUGGCUAGACAAGCUCUCCCCUCAGGGAAACUACGUCUUCCAGAGGCGCUUUGUGCAGUUCAACGGAAGGAGUCUGAUGUACUUUGGCAGUGAUAAGGACCCCUUCCCCAAGGGUGUGAUCCCUCUGACUGCCAUUGAGAUGACCCGUGGCAGCAAGGACAACAAGUUCCAGGUCAUCACCGGCCAGAGGGUGUUUGUGUUCCGCACAGAGAGCGAGGCUCAGCGGGACACGUGGUGCUCCACACUACAAUCCUGCCUGAAGGAGCAGCGCCUCCUGGGCCACCCCCGGCCCCCACAGCCGCCCCGACCCCUCCGCACGGGCAUGCUGGAGCUGCGCGGACACAAGGCCAAGGUGUUUGCCGCCUUGAGCCCUGGCGAGCUGGCGCUGUACAAGAGUGAGCAGGCCUUCUCUCUGGGCAUUGGGAUCUGCUUCAUUGAACUGCAAGGCUGCAGUGUCCGGGAGACCAAGAGUCGCAGCUUCGACCUGCUCACACCUCAUCGCUGCUUCAGCUUCACGGCCGAGUCUGUGGGGGCUCGGCAGAGCUGGGCGGCCGCUCUGCAGGAAGCAGUAACCGAGACCCUGUCUGACUACGAGGUGGCUGAGAAGAUCUGGUCCAAUCGGGCAAACCGGCACUGUGCGGACUGUGGGGCCUCCCGCCCAGACUGGGCUGCUGUCAACCUGGGGGUGGUCAUCUGCAAGCAGUGUGCAGGUCAGCACCGGGCCCUGGGUUCCGGCAUCUCCAAGGUGCAGAGUCUGAAGCUGGACACAAGUGUCUGGAGUAAUGAGAUAGUGCAGUUGUUCAUUGUCCUGGGAAAUGAUCGUGCCAACCGCUUCUGGGCAGGGGCACUACCCCCAGGUGAGGGGCUGCAUCCAGAUACAACCCCUGGCCCCCGGGGAGAGUUCAUCUCCCGGAAGUACCGGCUGGGUCUCUUCCGGAAGCCCCACCCUCAGUAUCCAGAUCAUAGCCAGCUUCUCCAGGCGCUGUGUGCCGCUGUGGCAGGACCCAACCUGCUGAAGAACAUGACCCAGCUCCUCUGUGUCGAGGGCGAGGAGCCCUGGUCUCCCUCAGCCCUCGAUGGCAGCUUCCCUGGUCUCCUGCCCCCAGACCCCUCCCCUGGUGUGUACAAUGAGGUGGUGGUGCCUGCUACUUAUAGCAGCUUCCUGUACUGUGGUCCCAUCAGCAACAAAGCUGGACCCCCACCCCCUCGCAGGGGCCGGGAUGCUCCCCACCGAAUGUGGUGUGUGCUGGGAGCGGCUCUGGAAAUGUUUGCGUCAGAAAGCAGCCCUGAACCCCUCAGCCUCAUCCAGCCCCAGGAUGUUGUCUGUUUGGGUGUGAGCCCCCCACCCACUGACCCAGGUGACCUCGAGAGGUUCCCCUUUUCGUUUGAGCUCAUCCUGACUGGAGGGAGGAUCCAGCAUUUUGGCACCGAUGGAGCUGAUAGUCUGGAGGCCUGGACCAGUGCCGUGGGCAAGUGGUUCUCCCCGCUGAGCUGUCACCAGCUGUUAGGCCCUGGGCUGCUGCGGCUGGGCCGUCUGUGGCUGCGGUCCCCCUCUCAUACAGCCCUGGCCCCUGGCCUCUGGCUGUCAGGGUUUGGACUUCUUCGUGGUGACCACCUCUUCCUGUGUCCAGCACCGGGUCCUGGCCCCCCAGCCCCUGAGGACAUGGUGCAUCUGCGCCGGCUACAGGAGAUCAGUGUGGUCUCCGCAGCUGAUACCCCAGACAAGAAGGAGCAUUUGGUCCUGGUGGAGACAGGAAGGACCCUGUAUCUGCAGGGGGAGGGCCGGCUGGACUUCUCAGCAUGGAGUGCAGCCAUUGGAGGGGCAGCCGGCGGGGGCGGCACAGGGCUGCAGGAGCAGCAGAUGAGCCGGGGUGACAUCCCCAUCAUCGUUGAUGCCUGCAUCAGUUUUGUCACCCAGCAUGGGCUCCGGCUGGAGGGCGUAUACCGGAAAGGGGGCGCCCGUGCCCGCAGCCUGCGGCUCCUGGCGGACUUCCGGCGGGAUGCCCGGUCAGUGAAGCUCCGACCAGGAGAGCACUUUGUGGAGGAUGUCACUGACACUCUCAAACGCUUCUUUCGAGAGCUUGAUGACCCUGUGACCUCUGCGCGGUUGCUGCCUCGCUGGAGAGAGGCUGCCGAGCUGCCCCAGAAAAAUCAGAGGCUGGAGAAAUACAAAGAAGUGAUCGGCUGCCUGCCCAGGGUCAACCGUCGCACACUGGCCACCCUCAUUGGGCAUCUCUAUCGGGUGCAGAAGUGUGCGGCUCUAAACCAGAUGUGCACGAAGAACCUGGCUUUGCUGUUUGCACCUAGCGUGUUCCAGACAGAUGGGCGGGGGGAGCACGAGGUGCGAGUGCUGCAGGAACUCAUCGAUGGCUACGUCUCUGUCUUUGAUAUCGACUCUGACCAGGUAGCUCAGAUUGAUUUGGAGGUCAGUCUUAUCACCACCUGGAAGGAUGUGCAGCUGUCCCAGGCUGGAGACCUCAUCAUGGAGGUUUAUAUAGAGCAACAGCUCCCAGACAACUGUGUCACUCUGAAGGUGUCCCCAACACUGACGGCCGAAGAGCUGACUAACCAGGUACUGGAGAUGCGGGGGACAGCAGCUGGGACGGACUUGUGGGUGACGUUUGAGAUUCUUGAGCAUGGGGAGCUUGAGCGGCCACUGCACCCCAAGGAAAGGGUCCUAGAGCAGGCCCUACAAUGGUGCCAGCUCCCAGAGCCCUGCUCAGCUUCCCUGCUCUUGAGAAAAGUCCCCCUGGCCCAGGCCGGCUGCCUCUUCACAGGUAUCCGGCGGGAGAGCCCGCGGGUAGGGCUGUUGCGGUGUCGGGAGGAGCCACCUCGCUUGCUGGGAAACCGCUUCCAGGAGAGGUUCUUUCUGUUGCGUGGCCGCUGCCUGCUGCUGCUCAAGGAGAAGAAGAGCUCUAAACCAGAACGGGAAUGGCCUUUGGAAGGUGCCAAGGUCUACCUGGGAAUCCGCAAGAAGUUAAAGCCUCCAACGCCGUGGGGCUUCACGUUGAUACUGGAGAAGAUGCACCUCCGUGACCCCUCCCCUCCUACUAAUUCCUCUCUGAUCACCCCCAGCUACCUGUCCUGCACUGAUGAGGAUGAGAUGUGGGACUGGACCACCAGCAUCCUCAAAGCCCAGCAUGACGACCAGCAGCCAGUGGUCUUACGACGCCGUUCCUCCUCUGACCUUGCCCGUCAGAAGUUUGGCACCAUGCCUUUGCUGCCCAUCCGUGGGGAUGACAGUGGGGCCACCCUCCUCUCUGCCAAUCAGACCCUGCGGCGACUUCACAAUCGGAGGACCCUGUCCAUGUUCUUUCCGAUGAAGUCAUCCCAGGGGUCGGUGGAGGAGCAAGAGGAACUGGAGGAGCCUGUGUAUGAAGAGCCAGUGUACGAGGAAGUGGGGGCCUUCCCCGAGCUGACCGAGGACACCUCCACCUCCUUUUCCACCACGUGGGAGCGGACAGCCAAGUCAGAGACCUCCCUCGCCAGCCAGAGGUCCUUUGAUCAACUCCUUCUCUCCAAGCCAGGCACCCUGGGCCAGGAGGAGAGGCCACCUGAGCCUCCUCCGGGCCCCCCUUCAAAAGGCAGCCCCCAGGCACAUGGGUCCCUGGAGGAGCAGCUGCUCCAGGAGCUCAGUAGCCUCAUCCUGAGGAAGGGAGAAACCACCAUAGGCGCGGGCAGCCCCUCCCAGCCCUCUAGCCCCCAGCCCCUGAGCUCCAGCGACCUUCCAACACAGACACCUGGCUUCCCCAGCCAACCUCCCUGCACUUCUAGUCCACCCUCCAGCCAGCCCCUCACAUGACCCUGGGACCACAGUCUGAGGGAGUAGGUUACCAAAAGACUCUCAUCAUGGCAGACAUUGCUGGGAGCUUCUUCUGCUCUGGCUGAAAAGACUCUAGAAUCCAGUGUGGUACUGUGGAAGGAGCACAGGACUGAGGGCUCUGGAGGCUGUGUCCUGCCCAGGGAGUGAGCCUCCACUCACUUAUCUGUGCCAUGAGGUAACUAAAAUAAGAAGAACAGUGAAGGUCAAACUGUCUCUGAGAGCUGUAAGCCCCACGUAUUUUCCCUCACAAGGGCAACUCUUGCUUUAUAUAUUUGAUAGGUAGGGGUUCUGUGAGAGAGUUGGGGUUUUAAAAGAAUGGUUUUACUGCAUUAAAGAAAAAAAAGAUUUGGAAGCCUGAGAUCUGAAUGACUCUAAGUCUAUCCUACCCCACCUCCUAUAUUCAGAGACUACACUGGAGUCCUAGAGGGGGGAGGCUGACUGGGGUUGGGAGCUGAGGCAAAGAGGAGCCAAAAGGAUGGGUCAUUGUUAAUAAAUCGUAGAACCAAAA
Molecule: messenger RNA, 6554 nt
Organism: Ceratotherium simum simum (southern white rhinoceros)
Lineage: Eukaryota; Metazoa; Chordata; Mammalia; Perissodactyla; Rhinocerotidae
Source: RefSeq, a predicted model, not a curated record